UGCAAUUAUUGCAUAAGACUCGUAGACGAGAGGAGGACAGCUACAGUGUACACACACACGACGACGAUGAUGACGGUGGCUGGACGUUUGAGCGCGUGUAUUAGCUAAUGUUUUGGGUCCAUGGGUGUCCCCCAUCUGCGGAAUAAUAAAUAUUAAAACGAUGCUGUGCCACGGUCGUCUCGUUGGACAGCUGUCCAGGAUAACGAGACACGCCUGCACGAGUUUCCCCGAUCCUCUGAAACGCGUUGGUUUCAUCAGCACAAGCACUUUGAAAUACAGCUCCAAAAGUAAAAGAGGCAAAACUGGCACAACGCUUAAGGUAGAUGAGUGUGUACCCAAGACCAAAAUACAAAAAAAAGUUCCUCCUUUGCCACCGCCACCACCACCUCCGCCUCCUAUACAUUCAACUGCUCCACCUGUGCCACCACCAAAUGAACUGAAACCUCCAGAGCGUGCUGUUCCCUUGUGUGAGGAUAGAAAUUAUAAUUGUCCUCCGAUUGCACAGGAAGAAUGCUACAAGCCUGGAGGAGGCUCAGAAGGGAAGGGUCCAGAGUUCGAAUAUUGGAAACAUUUGAUUGCUACCCUUCUUUUAGCCGGUGUUUCUGCAUACGCGUACUUUGAGUGGUUCAAAAAAGAUGACAAGGAAAAAGAGCACACAGUCAUUGAUAAAGGCAGGGGGCGCCCGAAAUUAGUCCCAGAUCCCAAAGAAGCUUCUUCGAUACCAUCGGAAGUACCGUAUUUGUUAAUAGGUGGUGGCACAGCAGCGUUUUCCGCUUUUCGUUCCAUUAAAUCUCGGGAUCCCAAAGCUAAGGUUUUAAUUGUAACAAAUGAAGGUGAUUUGCCGUACAUGAGGCCUCCUUUGUCAAAGGAAUUGUGGUACCAAAGUGAUGACCUAGCUUCUCAACUGAUAUUCAGACAAUGGAAUGGUAAAAAGAGGAGCUUAUUUUAUGAGCCUCCAGAAUUUUUCUUACCAAUAAACGAACUGUUGAGUUCAGAGAAAGGAGGUGUAGCUGUCGCAAGAGGUUGGGAAAUCAAAAAGAUUGAUGCAUUCAGCAAAACUGCCUAUUUACAAAAUAAUCGUCCAAUCAAAUAUGAAAAAUGCCUCAUUGCUACUGGUUCAUCGCCAAAUAAUUUGCCCAUAUUUGAGAAAGCAGAUCAACGAAUCAAAGAAAAAGUGAUAGUCUUUAGGACAAAACAAGAUUUUGAAGAAUUACUCUAUAAUGUUCACAGUAGUGCAGUUAAGGAUAUUGUUAUUGUUGGUGGUGGCUUUUUGGGCUCGGAGUUGUCCACUUCGCUUGCGCGAAACAUGACACCCGAGGGUAAAAGAGUUUAUCAAGUUUACAAGGAAAAUAGUGUAUUAGCACAAGUUUUACCAGAGUAUUUAAGCCAGUGGAUAACAAAACAUUUGGAAGCACAAGGAGUAAUUUGUGUUCCCAAUGUAGAAGUUCACGACUGUGCAUUGAAAAACGACAAACUAUCACUUACACUUUCUGAUGGACAAGUGAUGGAGGCUGAUCAAGUUGUCGUAGCAAUCGGUGUAGAAGCAAACGUUGCCUUAGCUAAAGAAUCUAAUUUAGAAAUUCAUCCAGAAAAAAGUGGCUUCUUGGUAAACGCUGAAUUAGAAGCAAGGAGUGAUUUGUGGGUGGCAGGUGAUGCCGCGUGCUUUUACGAUGUCAAACUUGGAAGACGAAGAAUCGAGCACCAUGACCAUGCAGUAAUUUCUGGAAAACUGGCCGGUGAAAACAUGACAGGUGCUCACAAACCGUACUUACAUCAGUCGACGCUGUGGUCCGAUCUUGGUCCGGAAGUUGGUUUCGAAGCGAUUGGUAUUAUCGAUUCGAAUCUUGAAACUGUGGGUGUGUUUGCCAAGGAUUCUGAGAAUGAUACAUCUAAAGUUGCUGUUAGUGCGUCCAAUGAAAAUGAAAACAUAAACGUAGAGGAUUCAAAAUCUAAGCCUAAAAGUGAACCAAGUCCUAGUGAAAGUAAAUUGGAAGAGAAAAAAUCUGAAGCUCCUAAAGAUCAGCCUGCUAAUGUUGUUUCUGGUGAUAAAGAAGCCGAAAAUUAUGAAAAAGGUGUUAUUUUUUACUUGAAAGAAAAUAACGUGGUUGGCAUUCUUCUAUGGAAUAUCUAUGGUGGCAUGCCAGUAGCAAGACAGUUAUUCAAAAGAGGCUUAGUAUACGAUGAAAUCAACGAGGCAGCAAAGUUGUUCCAAAUUCACGAAGAAUACGAGGAAUAAAAAUUCAGGAGUCUUGGAUCGCUGUAUUGUAUAUAAUGCAACAAGUAUUUUCGAUGCGAAUUUUUACGUUAACUAGAGGUAACUGUUAACUGUACCGUUUUUAAUUUCUUUGUGUUCAUUCCGAUCUACGCUGCUGAACUCUUAGUUUAAAGAAAAAAAUUUCGCGAGGUUCGAACUGUCGAUAAUUGCAUUUACUUAAACAGCUAAUAUUUUGGUGCCUGCAGGAACAGUAAUAUAAUAAUAAUAAAAUAAUUACAAUAGCUAAAACCGUGCAAACGAAUGAAACUUGCUUUUGUAACGUUUAAAGUAAUUUUUCACACUUUUUUUAGUUUCCUACAAAUUGUACAUUAAUAUGAUUGUAUCACCGUAACUUCAGUCCUUUGUACCAUAGAAUGUACUUCAAUAACCACAGUUUAUUCGAUAUUUUUGACGUUCAAAAAUAUCAAUAACGAUAUCUCUUGUCUUGUCCAACUUAUUAUUGUAAUCAUUACUUUUUUUUUAUUUAUUUAAAAAAAAAUAGCUUUAUUCACUAGCUAGUAACUAGCUGUACAAAACAUAGUUGAUUGAAUUUAUAUAAAAGUUUGAGACUUGUUGUUUGAAAA
This is a messenger RNA of Copidosoma floridanum, 2838 nucleotides long. RefSeq names its product Apoptosis inducing factor (gene AIF). The record is from RefSeq and is a predicted model, not a curated record. Gene Ontology annotation, molecular function: protein dimerization activity; FAD binding; NAD(P)H oxidase H2O2-forming activity. Gene Ontology annotation, cellular component: cytoplasm; mitochondrion. Gene Ontology annotation, biological process: mitochondrial respiratory chain complex assembly; apoptotic process. Lineage: Eukaryota; Metazoa; Arthropoda; Insecta; Hymenoptera; Encyrtidae.